Messenger RNA from Dendronephthya gigantea, 1779 nucleotides. RefSeq lists its product as uncharacterized. The coding region runs from base 1 to 1779 and encodes 592 amino acids. The record is from RefSeq and is a predicted model, not a curated record. The transcript is spliced from 9 exons. Lineage: Eukaryota; Metazoa; Cnidaria; Anthozoa; Malacalcyonacea; Nephtheidae.
AUGAGUUCAGGAACCCCGUCGGGACUGUCACAAGAGUCUAGCUCGACGGUUAAAAGUUCGUUGCGAAAGACGCUAGUCGAAAAAGAUGGUGAAAUCGGGUACACAAAAAGCAGUAAUACUUUUGUUGCGAUGACUAACUUUGCUAUUAAGUGUACAGGCUACGUUACCACAGACAUCGACUCAACAAACGCGGAAGGAUACCUCUUGGAUGUUUAUCCAAAAAACUCUGUUCCUUCGUCCGAAAGCGAACAAAGUGAUGCUACAAGCACGGCGGACGCAAGUGAAUCAUAUUACUUGACUUGGAAAGACAUGUCUUCACAAACAGGAAUCCUGAACGUUAUGUCAUCCAAAAAGUUAUGGACAGCUCCAAGCAAAGAGCAAUAUUUACCAACGUACUUAAAAUCACUUUGUGAUGACUAUUCAGCGUCGCCUGAUGCACAUAGAAUGCUUCCAGUGAAGGGAUUAGGUUUCCAGAAAGCUUCAGGAACUCCUACUUGGAUCUUUGCCUCCAACUUCCAAGUGGAGCUGAAAGAGGGAAGAGCAAGAAGAAUUCCUUCUUCUGAUUCUCCUUUCUGUGUGAUUGCCAGUGACGAGACAUUGCUGCCUGUUAGCGAAAUCGAAGGUAAUCUUGAUGCAGGGGAAUGUUUAAAAGAGUUGAUAAGUACAGAACGUGAGCUGAUGGGUGCAAAUUUUCUACCAUCAUUGCUGGUUUUGGGUGGUCUCGGAAUAGCGGUCCAUUUCGAGCAACUCUCCGAAGAGUUUAACGGGGUACCGUUUAUCAUGGCUUAUGGCGCCCCAGUCUCCGGAAAGUCUUCAGCAGUCGAAGCUGCAAUGGCUAUCAUUGGUCAAAUAGAGAAAGUUGGAGAAUGUACACUUGCUGGAGCAUUAAGGAAAGUUGGCAAUCAAAGUCUUCCCUUUUGGUGGGACGAUGUCAACGAUUUUUCUGUGCUGGAACAAUUCGUUGUUGCGGGUUUUAAUAAGGCCAAUAAAGUAUCUGCUAAAACUAAAGCUGGUUCCAACAGUGCACUGACUGUGCCAAUCAUGACAAUGAAUCCGACUACGCUUACAAAGUAUAUAAGAAAUAACAAGGAAAAGAUGUUGAGAACGUUUUCGAGAACAGCUGUGAUUCCAUUCAGUGAACUGAAAAGAGGAAGGCAGUCAUUGGCAAUUUCAUUAGGGUUUAAAAACCGCAUGAAAAACAUCUUGAAAAACCUUAUAAAGAGCAUUGGAAUCCUGGUAGAACUACAUGAUGACUUCAAAACUAUUCACCAAGACGAUUCACUAUUCAACGAGGUUAUUGACACGAUUGGCGAAACUGAGAUCGACAUCGACAUGCGGGCGCAAUGCAAUUACGCUCUUCUUCUGUACACGACGAUUAAGAUACUAGAAAAAAUCGGACUUAAAGAUUCAUAUAUGGCCGAAUUAACCGAACACAUGUACAGCGUUGUACUGCCGUUCUAUUUCGACCUGGUUGGAGGCCAUGGAAGUAGGACGGAAGAAUGUCGUGAUAAAGAUCGAAAGAGUGAAGUUAACCCAAUGAGCAAAUUAAUUAUCGACCUUGUGCAAAAAGUAAUAGCAGAUCCAGAAAAGGGAAAGGGAUUUUUCAACCCUUCCAUCAACGCAAGAAAAUGCGAUUGCGGGAAAGUUUUCGGAUUUAACGUCGGAAAAGCGCUCGCUUUCGCUGGGCAACAAGGCAAAGAAGACGCUUUUCGCAUUUAUGUUAGAAAGGCGUCCAUCGGGUGCAAUGGCGUAAAGCUGAUAAUCGGACAAAAACAAUAG